GGAAGAGUACACCUAUGUUCUUUUCGUUGUUGAAAUCCUAGGAAAUACUGCGACUUCAUGGCCAACCUUUAUCGUUUCGCAAAGUCGGGCAGCGGCUAGCGUUGUCGCGAGCUGAUGUCUUAUCACACGACUGUUACCCCCAAUCCUCCACAGGCGUUUUUUCUGCAGGGAGCUGAGCUAUCAAAGACAGAUCCCGUGUUCAUCAACUCCCCACCUGACAAUACUACUAAUGUGUCGGAUGUCCCCUCGGUUAUUUGGCCUCGCUACCAACGCUGGUCAGGAGACUGCCAUCGAUGACUUCGCUCGUGAGCUUCUCUAGGCUUCGAAGAACGUAGUCACAUUAACCCACUCUCUAUCUGUGGCGAUAUCAACAACGUGGUAGAGAUAGAUGUGUGCCUGUUGGAUGGACGAUCGACGAUCUCACUCGUUUUAUGAGCGGACAAAAUGGUUUUCAAUACUUCCGAUCAUGAACCAGAAGUUAUCGCAGAAGCCUUUGCAGCGUACCAGCACAUCAAUCAGAGGUGGGAAUGCAUAUGUCUAUCCACGCUUAAUACCAUGACUAUUCCUUGCAUUGCCGUGACUGGGAUGUGUCCUACCUUUUAUCCCGUCACACGAAAGCCAAGUGAUGCGGUGGUUGCUGGUUAAUGGCCGAAAGUAGAGACUAUUAAGGUGCUAAAUUGCGUCACGGUUGCGGGCUACAAUCAUCGGUUGGGUGAAGGUAUGGAGACACUAGACACCAGAUUAUAGAAGGGUUAUUUUCUAGAGUAUGAUCACAUUCAAGGCCCUGGCUAAAUGCCAAUGGGAG
Molecule: messenger RNA, 805 nt
Organism: Pisolithus orientalis
Lineage: Eukaryota; Fungi; Basidiomycota; Agaricomycetes; Boletales; Pisolithaceae
Exons: 1
Coding region: 445-645 (66 amino acids)
Source: RefSeq, a predicted model, not a curated record